Spodoptera frugiperda (fall armyworm) is the source of this 2526-nucleotide messenger RNA. RefSeq names its product collagen alpha-5(IV) chain-like. NCBI's taxonomy places the organism in Eukaryota, Metazoa, Arthropoda, Insecta, Lepidoptera, Noctuidae. The coding region runs from base 102 to 2465 and encodes 787 amino acids. The record is from RefSeq and is a predicted model, not a curated record. The transcript has 19 exons.
GCCCGGGAGGAUAUCCUGGGGAGCCGGGGGAAUUUCCUGGAAGCCCGGGAGGAUAUCCUGGGAGGCCGGGGAAAUUUCCUGGGGGCCCGGGAGGAUUUCCUAUGAGCCCGGGAAAUGUUCCCGAGGGCCGAGGAGGAUAUCCUGGGGGACCGGGAGGGGUUUCUGGGGGCCCGGACGGAUUUGCUAAGGGCCCAGGAAGAGUUCCUGGGGGACCGGGGGAAUUCCCUGCGGGAACGGGAGGAUAUCCUGAGGGCCUGAGACAAGGAGCAUACUCUGGAGGCCCAGGAGGAUUUCCUAAAGGCCCGGGAGGAUUUCCUGGGGGGCCGGGAGGACAUCCUGGUGGGCCGGAGGGAUUUCCUGGGAGCCCGGGAGGAUUUCCUACAAGCCCGGGAAAAAAUCCUGAGGGCCUGGAAGGAUAUCCUGGGGGCCCUAGAGCAUAUCCUAAGGGCCCAGGAUCAUAUCUCAGAAGCCCAGGAGCGGUACCUGGAGGUGAACGUGGGGACUAUGAAGCAAAUCCUAAGAGCCCAGGACCAAUUCCCAAGCAUAGAAACUUACCGCCUUUAGACAUUUGGUACGAUAUAAAAAAGGGCAUUCAUUUACCCUUGCCUCCACCAACGCGACUGUUGUGGAGUCGGCGACAAUACAACGCAAUGCCUCCAAUGUACUUCAAAGAUCGAGAACAAAGACCAAAUGAAUAUCGAGAAGACAUACCGACGGGUCGAGACGACCGUUAUCUAACACCUGAACAGAGGUCGCAAGAAUCUCCUGAUUACAAUAAUAAUAUGGAUCCCGAAUUUUUGCAAUCGCUUCAGAGUAAUUCUUUUGACAAACCAAGAAUCGCAUUUGACGAGAACGUUAACGAAGCUAAUAUUCCAAUUGGUAAUGCCAGAAUACCGGGCCCAGGUUCUGAAGCUGACUUUCCGAAUGGCUAUCGACCAAACUACCGUGACAAUUCGCGAGGUUCUCCUGGGUUUUACAGUAUGCCCCAGUCUUAUAGCGGCGGUUAUCCAGAGGCUAAAAAAAAUCAAUUUACAAAGAGUCCACCCAAGAGAACAAGCUACAAAAAGCCGCCUCAGCUCCCGCCUAAGAAACAAGCAGCUGAGGGCUACCCAGAUGAUUUUAAGAACGCUCUCCGAAUGGGUGGGCCACGUUUCCAAUCUGGGCCAGGUUCUGAAACAGAUUUCCCUCAAGGAUUUCAUCCGAAACUAGGUGGUGGAAACAUGGAAAUGGGGGUUCCAGUAAGUAAUGGGCUUCGUAGACCGCCAAGAAUAAUGAGUGAAUUCCAAGGUAUGGGACAGGAAGGACCACCUCCUGGAUGGCAUAGUGAGGGCCGAGCAGGCUGGAAACCUGAUAAAACUUGGGGAUCAUCACGUUUUAUUCCACCAGGAGAGCCAGCCUAUCAGCCACCAGAGGAAGUGAUACAAGCAGAGCAGUCACGUUUUACUAAACCCUUCUCCAUGCCAGGCAUUCGACAGGAGAAGAAUAAGCCAGCACUUCGCGGUGGUACAGGUGACAAAGCUAUAACUUUUCAAGGCCAGAACCCAUCGGCUGCUGAUGUAGACCAAGGCCAGGCCGGAUUUAAACCCCGUCUAAGAAAUCUACCAAACGGGUAUAGUUUGUUGCAACUUGCGAUAAAUAAAACAAUGAGUGAAGACCAAAUGCUUAGGACCGCUCCGGUGAUAGUAACAACGACAAUGUAUCCACUAACCAAAGAGGAGAGAAUAAAACUGUUACCAAAUCAUGAUGAUUUCGGAGCACCAAUACGUUGGGUGCCAUUAACUUCGCCAGCUACAAGCGAAGGUCUGGCGAAAGUCACGGAUAAAGAUACUCACAAUAAUCAACAGUAUAUUAUUGAGGGUGUACUUUACGUUCCUGUCGUCGACGAGACUGACGCUCGAUUAGGAGUGACCACAGAGAACUAUGAACUGACAACGGAGCCUCCUCUCGUUAAUCCUAAGAAUGAUUCGUCUAUCAAGAUUGUGUUAAGGUCAAUGAACCUGAACAAGAGCUCUGAAGUAGAAUGGUUGGCCUAUGAAACUGUUCUUGGAGCGAAAAGAAUCUAUCCACCACAGUGUAACACUGACUCCUGCCAAGCCAGGUGCAAUACGCCCAAAUGUGAUUGUAAGUGCAAAGGAGAUAUGUGCGCAUCUGGGUGUGUGGGAGUCGGUUGCAAUGCUGUAUGUACUGAAGCUGGAUGUUUUGCUAUGUGCAUCGGCGAGAAAUGUACUGCAAAGUGUGAAGGCAUGAACUGUGAGUCCCGGUGUUGGGGUAAAGGAUGUGAUGCCACAUGUAAACUCCUAUCCUGUUCCUACACUGUCAAUGGAGAGACUCACACAACAAAUGUGACGUUUGACCAAUUAUAUCCAAACUAUGACAACAAGCCUCAGAACGAUCUUCGUCAAGGCGGAUAUAUGGGGCAACCAGAUUACGGCAAUGUGAAUCCGAAAGGCGAUGACUAUUAUUAACUUAACUAAAAAACUAAGGAACGAAAUGCGAUGUCUCCCAAUUUUUCAUUAAACGUUUUUU